Molecule: messenger RNA, 6334 nt
Organism: Lineus longissimus
Lineage: Eukaryota; Metazoa; Nemertea; Pilidiophora; Heteronemertea; Lineidae
Exons: 7
Coding region: 85-2001 (638 amino acids)
Molecular function (GO): carbohydrate binding
Source: RefSeq, a predicted model, not a curated record
GACCACACGUUAGUGGUCGUUUCUAAAUUAAAUUGUGAAUAACUUUGCUAAAUGUGACAAAAUUUCUGACCGGCUAGGGCCAACAUGGAAUACCUGUCUUGGAGAUACAUAUCGCUGUUUGCGGUCAUUUUGUGCUCUCAACUUUGGAUAGUAACACCUCAAGAAUUAUUCAAGACAGCGAGCCGAUGUCACGGCGACUAUCUCGACCUGCGAUGUGGACCAAGGGGGUUGCUCGUGUUCCAGUCCGCCACCUACGGCCGAAUGUCCUCCAUGGCUUGUGGCGUGAAGGGAAAGACCGGCUGUUACAUCGACGUCCAAAUGUACAUCAAGCGCAAGUGUUCGGGACGCCAUGAGUGCCGGAUGCUCGUCUCGGAGGAGCAGGCGCGGAGUCAGCUCAAUAAUCCGUGUGGAGGCGACAAAUCAUAUCUACAAGUGAAAUAUAAAUGUAUAGCAGUGAGCCAGAUAGCCACCACAUGUAAUGACAGCCACCCUAUUGCCCUAACACAGCGGACCAGCUUCAUCCAAUCUCCUAACUUUCCAAACAAAUACCCGCAAGACCAUGACUGCAAGUGGCAGAUCAACUUAGAAAAAGGCUACCGCGUUAACUUCACGAUAUUUGACUUUGAGUUAGACGGACGCCGUAGCAUGCGGUGCUUUGACUUUUUGACAAUUAACGAUAAUUCUGAGCAGGCCGAGGCAAGAAAUGCUCAGGGAAAGACAAUAUUUUUAGAUUGCGGAGUGAUUCUUGGUCGCCAGAUUUCAAGUACUCAAGGUGCUAGUCAAGUUAAUGUCCAUUUUUCGUCCCAUGCCGGGACUAACAAUCGGGGAUUUCUCAUGCAGUAUACUGUGUACGAGACAGACCACCUAUUGUUUGAGGAGAUCCCAGCCAUCCGACCGGCGACCACAACGUCUGGUAUGACCGCAGUUGACGUGUUUCCAAAUGACCAAAUCCAUGAGAACGAUACUAAAAUAUCUUAUAUGCCCGCAGGUAAAUCUGAUGUGACCACCACACACUCCCCGACCCCCCUCGGAGACACGAUGUCCAACGACCACACCCAAGAGAUGCUAAGCCCCAUGUUUAUAGGGAUAAUUGUUGGCGUUCUCUCAGCUAUUAUUGUGCUCCUACUCAUUGCUGUGAUAGUGCUGCUGUUGUACCGAAAGUAUGGUUCCAAGUCCUCCAAACCUCGCGCUGUCGAUGCUCACGAAAAAGAUACUCAUGAAACUCUACUACGUAAUGGUGCCCAGCCGCCAAAUUUCAUCCAAGACGAUGACUCAAAAGGUCGGCGGGUCGUCAUGGAAAUACAAGGGAGUCGAAUAGCAUCAUUACAUCUCGGUCCAACGAAAAAUGGGGCGACAACACUUCCUCAGGAGGACACUAAAACAUUAAUGGCAAAUCCUUACAAGGAGUCCUACCCUGGGGAAACGUGUAAUAAUGCGACGAUGUGCUUCACUAUGCCAGCAGCGUCACACUAUAAAGACACUGGUACCAGUUCGACAGGUCGAUACAAGGAUCCACCGCGUAUUCAGAACUAUUAUGAUGAUGGAUACAAGGCACCACGCCGCUCCGUGCCACACCGCCAUAGCGGACAUGGAUACCAGGAGGAAAAUGAGUAUGCGACGAUAGACGAGGGAGCUUACGCGGUCAGUGACAUUACGAGACAGGUUCCGCCUGACCCACUAGCUCGACUCAUGUACAAAGUACCCAUACCAGUGGCGCCACCAGCCCCAGCACCACAAAACACAACAAAUCUUAACAGAAAAAGCGGAACUGUGCAUUAUUUUGAGUAUGACCAAGGAUUCUCGAGUCGUGAUGACUUGGACGUUGGGCCACCUGCUGACUCCAGUGAUGACCCUGCGUGUUAUUCUUACGCUGACAAUACUCACCCAGCUCAUUCAAACAUGUUCUCGACAUUCCAGGCCCGCAGACACCAGGGGGAGCCGCCUGAAGAAUUCUUAAUGGAAAGUGACUUAUAUCGGCAUAAUACUCAUUAUAAAACAUGACAGGAAUUCUAAAAUCUAGUUCACCUUAAGUUAAGUUGGAAAGUACUUUACAUUUACAUACGUGCUUGUAUGAAAUGUAGAGCUUUUUUUGGCUUGCUUGUUGCGAAACAGUUUCUAAGUAAAAAGACUCAAAUAACUGGUUGUUGGCUUCCACUUUUUGUCUGGGAUGUCACUCACCUGAGAUAUAACACUUGAAUGCAUAACCAGGUAGUGAGUUUGUCUGAGCGCCAGUCAACUAAACCUCGGGGUUGUACCUCAAGUAAGGGAUGUCAGUUGACUGAGGGUAAGACUGCAACCUGGUUUAAUAAGUUAUUUCAUUUUAAGAAGGCUGACAGCUUAUGUACACAAAGUAGAGUAAAUGUACGCAAGCUGUGGUUCUGGUUAGGUCGGAAAUUACUGUAUAGUGUGGUCGUUUAUAUUUUUGUGAAAUAUUUAUAAAGUUAUGAGCUGUAGUGUGUACACCAUGUGACUUCAAGGAACAUGAUGCCAAUUAAUUGAUCUAUCUAAUUAGCGACAAUUACAUAAUUGGUCAUAAGCAGGAUAAUUAACCAGAGACAUGAUAGAAAGAUACAUUUUAGGCCAAGAGAAAGAUGAUGUUUCUUGUCCAGUGAAUCGUUCGAAAUUGAUGUGCUAAUCUCAAUUCAAACAAAUACCUGGGUAUUUUAUCAUGUGGCUUCGAGUAUGUAUGCUGGUACGGAAUUUUAACUUAUCACAUUCUACAAAAUAAAUUAUUGGAAGGGGAUCACAAUAGGUCUUUAAAAAGUAUUCUCCAGAUAACAGAGAUACAUGUAGUCAAGUAUUCAAAUGAAUAAUUGAUGUAGUCUAUUGGAUUAAAAGUGAUUAACAGAAUAUAGCGGCAACAUUGGUCAACCAAUUUCUGCUGAUUCUUUAGUUUUUGCGUAUCUCUUCAAAAAUGAUUUCACCAGACAUAAGUUUGUGAUGGCAUCUGUUUUAGUCGCAGUGAUGUUUAGACCCCUAGUAAUUGACGCAUUAUGUGUAGUCAGUGCAUACAAAUGUUUAAAAGGAGAUUUCUAUUUUAUACAUUUUGUACAUAGAUGAUGUCAGUGUCACCCUGGUAUUGUACAAUGUGGGCUGGGUCUCUAUACUCAUACCUUAGUCGUUUUUUAUACAAUAGGUUUUUGUUUAAGAUCAACCGAAAAAAUGACUGUAUGCUUUUCUGAGUGAUAGCAGUGUAUAGACAUGCUACGAGUUCUCCUAUCAUGCUCGCUCAUAUUUGGCUCCGUAAUGGGUGCAUAAUUUGGCCUAUCAACAUGAUCAACUUACCUAUUGCAUAAUUCAUGCUCUCUUGUUCAAUUCAAUAGCUAAUUUUACAACUCCUUCCAUUUAGCUUGAACUAAGGUGAUCAGCUCAUGUAAUAGCCGCGUCAAAUAAAAGAUGCCUUUGAUAGUGUGUUCUACUGAUAUUUGGAUAUCAGAUCUUUCCAACUACAAGCGCCAUACAUUGCAUUAUUAAGCCAUAUACGCUUACAAUGCUUAGUUGACCUUAGAUUGCCAAUUUUCACAUUAGUCUUUUGAAUUUCCAUCGCCUGAACCAUCAUCCAAAAGGUUUACUUUCUUCUGGCUGUAUAGAUCGAAACACAACAUUAAUUUUGAUAAUACUUUUAUGGUCUUCUGUGUCAAAUCCUGUGUUCUGUGUCAUUUCAUUCUCUUAAAAGCCUGCUCCGUUCAUUCAAAAAUGAGAAAAUUGAACAAGAUUUUAAAAAGUUCCAAUAGCAUUCCGCGAUAAUGACGUCACUUCAGCUGCUGCCCUCUAUUUCCCCAUCGCUGAAUUACAGGCAAUGUCGGACAAACAUGCGGUUUCUUAAUGGAUUCAGGCUUUCUAACUGGGGCAGUUAGAUUCAAUCUGGCACAUGUCCGAGUGUUGGAAAUACUACAUAAUUGUUCUGAAUAUUUCUCUCUCUGACUCUAUGGUAUCAUUCAUGCUAAAAACAAUGCAGGGUCAAAGAUAAUUGACUUUGAAAUAAGCUCAAAUGCGUAGAAAUCGACUGUCACGUGACUAAAACGUCAUCAGUAUCUUCUUCAAAUGACCUUGUGAGCUAUAAAUAGUAACGUCGCGGAAUGCUAUUGUGUACAUUAUAGUACUGAAUACAAAUUUGGACAAUGCCAUCUGUAGCCUGAUGCACAAAUGCUACAACAAGUGAUAAAACUUCAGCCAGAACAAAUAUUUGAUGUCUUGCCCCCCCCCCUUGCAUAAUAUGUUGUGGACAAUCUUCGAAUCUGUCUGUGAUUGUGUAGAGUAAAGAUUAUAAACUAAAGUCACAGUCAUCAACAAUGUGAAAUCUGUAGUUUAUGUUGUAAAAUCUGGCUCAUUAUUUGUGUUAGAAUAUGAAUCUUCUAUACUGGGUGUCCCAGAAAUGAUGCUUGUGAAGUUAGUUUGGGUAAUGAUUAAGCUUGGCAUACUACGGAUGUGUCCAGCAGACAGCAUUGCCCUGCUGGUAACUUCACCUUGGUAACUUCAUUUGAGUGUUAUUUCUUGGACAGCCAGUGACAGUCAAAAUAUCUGAUCACCAUGAGGAACUGAAGUUCUCCUUCUUGUAUAGAUUUUGUGAGAUAUUUUUGUAAUUUAAAAUGUUGUUUUUAUUAAAAUUAUUAGAACAAUGCAAGAGGUGUGCAUCAAAUUCUCAGUAUCUCCGAGGCAGUCAAAGUUCUGUGAACUGCUGGUGCUGCUCUCUUUCAGCAAGUAGAUGAACUGACUGUUCAAAUUUAUGGUAAUUUUGGCUAAAGGGUUACCUGAAUUGUAACCUAUAAGCUUAUUGAAGUGUAAGUAACCUUUUAUCUGAAUUCACAUGACUAAAAUGUAUCUUUUAGCUAAAUCAAGUGACUAAAAAGUGACCUUUUAACAGAAUUCAAAACGUAUCUUUUUAUAUUGUUUUUAUUUGAGUAAUUGUUUAUUGUUUGAGCAUCAAAAUCAAAAUGUUUUGUUAAAAUAAUGAACAUCUAAAACUUUCUUCCAAGGAGGUACCAUAUUUUCCUCUAAAAUGCAAAUAUAUUCCAUAGUCACACCGGUGUGACGGGGAUAGUAGUCCUAGGGCUAAUAGUCCGUGUAACAAUAGCCCGCAUUGCUAAAUGUUUUGGUUAGGGUUAGCGGUACAAUAGAUCAUGCUGCUUAAUUGGUCAAAUACAAUGCUACCGGACUAUGACUCCAGGGAGACUAUAUCCGCUGUCACACCGGCAGAGCCGAUCUAAAGUUGACAUCUUGCUUUUUGUCUAUUCAUUAAAGGAGGUGUGGCAAGCACGUUUGUAGUUCACAGAGGUCCUGAGGCUUGCAGAGAGGGAGCUGAAGGUAUACACUCGAAAGGUUGCACAAACUGUUGAUACAUAUAUGAACAGCCAUUCAGAACUUGCUUUUCCUUUCAUAGCCUCUGCAUGUACCUCUGAAAAAAUCCAUGCCAUCUAUCUCACACCUCCUCUAAUAUUGUAGACGGACAACAGUUGCUAGACUAUGUAUGCUGUACUGCUGCGUUGUGACAGUUGCCAGGGGUUAUAUCAAUACUACACAGCAAAUAAAUCAGAAUUUGUAAUCUUCCAAAGAAGAGCUGCGAAAAUAAUUACAACCAACGCACUGCUUAAUGAGGGAAAUCUGAUGAUAUAUUCACAUGUUUCUUUCUGAAAUGUGGUAGGGAAAAUUGGUGUAUUAAAGGUAAUUUGGAACAUUUUUCAUUAUUUCAUUGAUAUUGUGAAUUUUAGGCAGAAGUAUACUCAAAGUUUCAUGAGAAGUAUUUAAUUUCACUGGGAAGGCUUCUGAAGCUUCCCUAGAUUGCACAAAGCACUGAAUUUAUUCAUAAAUGCACACGUUGGUUAUAAAUAUUUAAAACUUCUGUGACAUGUUUUUAGUCAUUGUUGCCUGUGUCAAGGAGUUUCCCACUCCAUUGUUUUUGUGGCAAAAUAUGAUGAAAAAUGGGGGUGAGCGGAUGCAUUUACAAUUUCUGUGUAUGCAUUUAAGACUGCUUCAACUGAUCACUGACAAAGAUCAAUUGAUCACUGACAAUUGACAACUUAUUUUAGUUAAAAAUCGCUUUCUCGAAUAAUGGUAUUCUAUGAGUAAUUCCAUUGCUACAGCCAGCCCAGUAACUUGUAAGGUGAUGUAAGGCAAGUUGCUGCCACCCCAAUGUGAGACAUGUGGGGCGUAUCAUAUUGCCAUCUUGCAUAGUGUGGGGUUGAUUUCGACGGCCGCCACAAUAAUAUGUAUGUAUAUUUUGGAGAAAAUUAUGGUGUAAAUUAUCUUGACAUGACUGUCUGGGUUAUAUGUUCUGAUUCAUCACUUGAUUGUGAGUAAAAUUGAAAAGUUGUAAAAAUAAAAGUGUCUUUUGUGA